Molecule: messenger RNA, 6136 nt
Organism: Morone saxatilis (striped sea-bass)
Lineage: Eukaryota; Metazoa; Chordata; Actinopteri; Moronidae
Gene: lrrc75a
Product: leucine rich repeat containing 75A
Source: RefSeq, a predicted model, not a curated record
GCUAAGAAAGUGCAAAGUUAGCGGUGCACGGUGCUCGUGCUCUUCCCGCCCUCCCUCUCUCUCUCCAUCACUCCGCGAGGAGGGGGGGGACUUGUGCUCACGUGCACUCGCUGCGCGCCCCCAUACAGUUGAACAGAGGGUGCAAUACAUAAUUCAGUCCCAGCAAGGGAACACCCCAGUCUCUCCCCUCCUGCCAACUGGAGCCGCGGAGCUGCAGCCUCUCACACAGCCCGCGGACAGACACUUCGAUGCGGCGGUGUGCUCCGGAGCGGAUGGAGGAUCAACCUUGGAGAAGGACGAACGCUGUGGUUGUUUGCAUGACUUCCAGCGGCUGAGGAAGGACAGGGCAGAGCGAGGAGGAGCAGACUGACGCUGGUGAUCUUCAGGAGACGUAAACAUUGCCAUGCCCAGCUUCAUGCACCACCUCCCCCGAUCCGCAUCCUCCUCCUCCUCCUCCGGUCCAGGACAGAGGGCUGUGUUUAGGAGGAUAACAGAAUAAGAAGACGACGCCGCUGUCGAAGGUCGAUAUUUUGGAGACGUGGUGAAGUUGUGUUCGGGAUAGGAGGCUGCGGCGGGCCACGCUCUGCACUGUAGGUAUCCUGCAUCCUGACUUUGCUGUGUCCGUGUUUUGCGGCCAUGCUGCAGGCAGCAUCCUCCGACCUGUUCCCGACCUGAGCUUCACUCUCUGGGAUUAACAAGUUCCCAAAAGCAGAAAACAAGCAGUUCCACUUCUGAAUGUUUUGGAGUAUUGUUUUGUACUGUUGGAACAUCCACUCCUCUGUGUAACUGAGUGAUAAUGAACAUUUUCAUGUUUGGAAUUGUAGUGCUUCACACUGCAGGCUUUUAGAAAGAUGUGAUCAGCUGCAGGCAUUUUAAUUAGCAGAGUAUCUCAGACAUUAAUCAAACCUGCCUCUGCAUGAGUGCUCGGUGGGACCGGCCUUGUUACCACAGUUCACGUUAACUCCUGCGCCAUGGGUGCCAAGCAGACCAAAGGCCAGGAGCCUGGAGGGGCCAGCCCUCAGCACAGCUGGAAACGGACGCCCACCAAGGAGCGGGGCGACAUCUUGGCUUCCCUCAUGCUGAAGUCAGGGGACCGGCUGAGCCGUGGCGGGACGCCGCCACCCUACCAACGCCGCAUCAGCAUGAUCCAGGAGAUGAUGCUGAUGGCCAAGCAGGGCAAGCAGGAUGAGGCCACGGAGAUGCUCAAGACACUCCGACAGGAGGGCGACUCUCUCGGGGCCAUGGAGAAGGUUUGUCGUCAGCUGACCUACCAUCUCAGCCCUCACUCUCAGUGGAGGAGACAGGGCCUGCUCAAGAGGAAACCUCAGGCCUGUUUGAAGGCGGUGCUGUCGGCCCCUCUGUCCAGUGGGGCGUUGGAUCUGUCCGGUAUCCCUCUAACAGCUCGGGACAUGGAGCGGGUGUGUGCACACCUACAGCGCCACGCGUGCACUGUGGUCAGCUUGGAGCUGGGCUUUACCGAGCUGACGGACGAGGCGUUCCUCCUGCUGCUGCCCACGCUGGCCUCCCUGCCGCACCUGGAGACCCUGGCACUGAAUGGAAACAGGCUGACCAGAACUGUUCUGAAGGAGCUGACUGACGCCCUGAAGGAUCCAGGCAGCUUCCCCAGCGUGACAUGGAUCGACCUGGGCAACAAUGUGGACAUCUUCUCCCUGCCACAGCCCUUCCUGGUCAGCCUGAGGAAGCGCUGUCCCAAGCAGGGAAACCUGCCCACCAUACUGGAGUUUGGAGAGAGCCAGGCCAGCGACCCCCCAGAGAGGCUGAGGGGGCUUGGGGAAGAGGAGGAGACGGACGACACCAACCGGACUGAGAGCAUGGGCGAGCUCCGGUCGGAGGUGGAGGAGGAGCUGGACGGGGAGAUGGAGAUAGAGGAGAUGAUGGAGGAGCUGCUGGACUUCGACAGGGAGGUGCAGGGGAAGGAGGACGAGGAGGAGAGCAUGUGGACGCUGGAGGAGCAGAGGAAGGUCGGGGGCAGGGGGAGGGGGAGGAGAGGUGAGCAGGAGGACGAGGGGAGAGAGAAGGAGGCGCAGAGGAGAGAGCAGCAGCCGGGGAGGAGAGCGACGGUGGUGGAGGACGAGGAUGACACACAGAGCCACUCCUCCCGCUUGUCCUGCUCCAGCCAGUCGCAGCUCUCCUUCGGAGCCGUUGAGCCAAUGAGAGUGGAGGAGGACGACUUACACGAGGUGACCGACCAAUCAGACCACUUGACCUGAUUGCCGCUCCCUGCUCCGCUCUGCUUAUGUUUCCCCUCCUGUGUCGAGUCCUGUGUGGAAGGAGGUGAGAGAAGACUUUGUGUCCUGCGGAGGCUAGCUGAGCACGCUCAAAGUCAAACAGGCUGCGGCGCUGGAAGGAUGUAAUCCAUAUGAACACGCCACUCGAUACUCCCUCCACUGAUCUGAUUUGUGACCAGCCGCCGCAGUGCUCAGAUACUGGCAGAGUCACAGCUAAACCCAGUGACUCCUGGUAAAUGUAACAUGAGAAGACAAUCCCCAACAGGACGUCUGUUUUAUCAUAACUGUCUGUUGUUUAAAGUACGAAUAGACUAAGGAUGCUAAUGCGUAGAAUAGACGGAUUCAUUAUAUCACGUGAGGCUUUUAUGUAUAGAAUGUUAACCUUUAUUCAGGUCCUUUCCUCCUGGUUACCCUGCUAAUACCUACAUGUGCCUGUGACACGUCCCAUUACUGGUCCCAGAGUGUGAGAUAAAAAGAGACCUAGAGAACAUAAAACAAGAGAUACACACAGACUAGUCAGGGCCCUUAAACCUUUUUGAGAAAUGUUUUCGCCAAAAACCUGAGAUGGAAAUAUAUAAAAUGUUUCCCUCCCACAUACAUAGAUGGCUAGCCAGAUGGAUCAGAAGAUAGGCAGGAAUCAGAAGUCAAGCCAACAGCUUCGAGAUCAGUCGCCUAUUGGGAGAUGAACAGAUGCACAUUGCUUUAGUGGAAGAGAAGUGCGCUGAAGACGAAAUUAGUCAGCUCAAACCAAAACAUAAAGAUGAUUUAGAAAAGGAUGCAGUACAGGCCUGAUGACUGUAAGGAAACAGUAAAACGUGUCCUGUUUUGGAAGGACAAGGUCUUGGCUGUAAAGUAGAUAAAUGUGAUAAUCGUGUUGCCAUGUGUCCCAUAGCAAAGUGCUGGGGUAUCAAGCUGAAAUAUUUAGUAGCCUUUCUCUCAUAAUCCAGGUCAUGUUUCUCUCCACAGUACUGUACACUAGUGUGUGUCACAUGCUUACAGUGCUGUGUUUAUAUAUAGGCCGCAGCUAUGAUCACAUUCACGUACGCUGUCCGCUGGGUUACAACAGAUUAUAUAUCCUUAUGCAGUAUGUAGCUUUCACCGGCCCGUGCUUUCCAUUCAUGUGUCACUUAUAGUUCAUGCAAAGCUUUAAGAAACAAGCUGUAUUUUUGGAUGUACGGUAUAUACAGUAUAUAUUGUUUUUAUCUGUGCAGGGGUGAUUGUUUAGAUUGUAGAUUAGCUAUUUAAAGAGGAAUACCACUCGAUUCCAGGAUAUAUGUUAUUUUUGUGGUCUGGGGUAGCAAUAUUGUACAUGAGUAAUGCUUAAACACUGGUGAAAAAGGCGAACCAGACUCUUAAUUUGUGUUCUGAAAAGGCACUGGGUGGAAAGCUUUUACUGAUAUGGAGAGGAGGACUUUGUUGAAUAUUAACUGAAGAAAGAAAGAAAGAAAGAAAUCAUCCUGGAGCAGUUAAAAAUGUAUAAAUGCAUGUAUACUUUGCCCAAUACAGCUGCUCCAAGAGCCAGUACAUUCAUCUCUGGAGCUGUUUAUGUGUGUGGCAUCAAAAAUGAAGGCCUUUAAUGACUGAUGCUCAUCAUCAGGUUCAUACAGUUCAUACAGAAAAGCAUGUUUGUCUAUAUAAAGAGAGGUCUGAGGACCAAGUUAUAAAUACUGAUCAGAUCUUUUUUUUACAUUUAGGAGGAUCUAUCAGCAGAAAUGGAAUAUAAUAUGUAUGUAUGAAAAUAGGUAUCCUUGUGUUUUUGUUACCUUAAAACAAGGCUGCGGGUCGCCUUCCAUGGAGUCUGCCGUGUUGAACUGCAAUGUUUUCUGUAGUAGCCCAGAAGGGACAAACAAAACACUGGCUCUAGUUCCUCAGUGUAUCAUAGAAAAGCCAUUUCCCCUCUUAGGACAAUGAUUGAAUUGAAACCACAUUCUGAUGAGCUGAAGAUUAAUCUAAAGAAACUAAAAUAAAUUAAAAGUCUGAAAAGACCUGAUCAGUAAAAAUAACUUGGUUCAAGUAAGGUAUCAUUGAAAUCAAUGGAUAGGGCAAGGCAAACCUUAAAAAUGUAUCCAAUACAUUUUUAAUAGACAUCCAGAGACUUCACAGAGAGUUCCACAAAUUAACAUAUAUUCAAUUUUUAAAUGUAUAAAUUAAGCAAGACCUAUUUUGUAAUACGUCAUUGCAUAUUUGUGUAAUGAUUAUGAACAUAAUAAUUAUUGCUGCCCAGAAAAAAGUCUACUUCUAGACCUGUUUAUCAGUGGUUGACAAUGUGCGAAUCCCAUACAUGCCACCUGCACGCUCUCCAUACACCAAACAGUUCCCUCUCGCCUCAUUAACACAGACUCAACUGCAUGCAUUCAGCAGCAUUACACUGAAAGCUAAUUACAAAGAGAAAUGUCCCUUUAAGCUACCUUUACUAUAAGCUAAUAUUGCAUUGUCCCUUCAAAAUCAAUGAACCCUUUAAACCGAGACAGGCGGGUUGUGAUGCUGAACAGAAGUGGGCCGCUCAGCUGAGUGCAUCCUCACAGUUAAUGAGACAGAGAAAGAUUGUCCUUGAAAGCCACAGUGAUGUUCAGAAGCCAUUGUGGGAAGGAAGGACGUCAAGUAUUGAAUGUUGUAGUGAGUUCAGAUUGUGUUGUGAACGUUUGUAUACCAUCAGCUAUUGGUCAGUGUGGAUCGCUGGCUUUAGACGCAGUGUGCAGUCAUUUGUUGACCCGGUGUUCAGGGUCAAACUGACUUCAACACCAAGACCUCUUGUGGAAGACUAUUCUCAGGUUUUCUGUGGUUUUCUGCUCGCUACUAUAACAGGACGCCUUCCGGCAGCAGAGAGCGAGAGUUAGACGGUUGAGAUCAGAGUUAUGUGUACAUGUUUGUAAUGCACUGCUGAAGCCAUGCACUUUGUCUGCUUUUAUGUUAAGGUCACUGCAAAUCAAAGCAAAAACAGAUCACAACUGGAAUUAGACUCAUACAUCAGCAUAGAUAUGGGCUUUUAAUUUGAAACCUUUGAUGCGUCGCUCAGUGUCAUCCACCUUUUGAUAUAAGGGAUUCAGUGCAGUUUGAUCUCAAGCUGACCUUUUGGAGGUCAUUCACCUGAACCAACAGCUCAUUUUGAUCUGAUUUCACACAAGAAUGCAUGGUUUCUAAAACAGUUUCAAAGGUUGUCUGCCCUAACACGAAUAAAGUGUGUUUGCAACAUGGAAUAACUUUUUAUUUGUUUUGAAUUUAUUGCUCUGAAAAUGCUUGAAUAUAAACAUACAAAGAUUUUGCAAAUUAGCUUCAUGCCCUCUGUUUGUUGGUAUCACAUGAGAAUAUAGCUAAAAAGCUCACACGUGGCUCAGCUUUCCUUCAUUCACUGCGCCUCUAUGUUAAUAGUCUAUUUCAAAUCGGAGCCACGUUCCUAUUGUUUGGUGAUUUUCUCUCCCAGAGUGCUCUGUAGUUUCACCAGUGGCGCUUCAUACAGUGACUGAAGGCUCUCAGCUCUUCACUACAGGAAGAAUGAGUCCUUUCAUAUGUUGCAGUGAGACGAUGGUGUUUGCCUUGGACCCUAUUGGUUAAGAAUGCUUUAAGUGACCAGAGGAUGUGAGGAGAAGAUGCUGUGUAUGUCUCUCGCUUAAAGCCUCUGCUGAUAUAUCGUAAGAUGUCAAAAGAAACAUGGUAAUGUGAAUCUGAAGGCAUGAGUGUCUGUAGCCUUGAAUUUUUUCUCUCUCCAUGAAACUUUCUUGGAUAUGUAUUAUAAAGUAUUCCUCUGUAUUAUUCUCUAUACAGUAUCUUCUUCUGUCACUCUCCCCGUGGAUCUUUUAUCUUCAUGCCACUUCAUUGAAUGCUCUGUGCAUUCAUCUACACAUGAAAUUGUAAAAUGUAUUAUUUUCUGUUACACCAUGGAUCCCAAU